CUGCGCAGUUUGCAGUUGCUCCGUAGUCGUGGUGGAGUGUGUGUCGCUAGCUGUGAUGGUUCGGGAACUGGAUCGGUCCCCUCUCCGCGUCAAUAUAAGUCUUAUUAUAAGAACGCGUUAAAGACACGUUUGCCAUUCAAAAACCUAAAAUUUUGGUUCAGGUGUUGAAUGAAAACUCUGUAAUUGGCAUAUUUAUGGUCGUAUUAUGCUCUUAUCAUGUAGCAAGAAAAGCGUCUCGGUAAUAAAUAUUCGCAAAAAAUAUUUAUCCUCUUUUCAUAGUUUGCGAAAUAGUUCACUGGUCAAGAUGGUGGUUACUAACACGGGAUCGGUAAUCAGCCCGUCGGAGCUGUUCCAUCUGUCAGAUGAGGCUUUGAUAAGAGGAAGCAUGUUCAGUCCUAUGAUGAGCACCAGCAACAACAGCGAUGUUUUGACGGAUGCCAAGAACGGAUGGCCGCACGACUGCAAGGCCUCGCCUUUGCUAAAGCUCAUGUGGCGGGCCAACUCGUUCCUCAUGCAAGGGCUGCAGUCGCGUCACGGCGGGAGCUGCCUGCCGCUGCUGGUGGGGCGCCUGCAGGUUGGUGUGCUGCGGCACGAUGUGGUCGAGCUGCUGCAGCGCUACCCUGACGUCUUCAUCUGCUCCCCCUACGCCGUCGCCCUCAGCCCUAAGCGCUGCUGGGCAUCCGUGCGUUCGGCGUGCACCUCACGGGGUUCGUGCGCAACGCUGCCGGUGACGUGGCGGGGGUGUGGCUCCAGAAGCGUGCAGACAACAAGCCUACGUACCCCGGCAUGAUGGACAACAUGGUGGCCGGCGGCAUGAGCGACUCGCUGACCGCCACUCAGGUGCUAUUCAAAGAGGCUGAGGAAGAGGCCUCCAUCCCCGCCCAUUUGAUCGAGCGCGCCAAGUCGGCAGGCUCCGUCUCGUUCUUGACGGAGUCUGACCGAGGUAUCCACGCCAACACAGAGUACGUUUUCGAUCUCGAGCUGCCCGCCGACUUCAAGCCCAGUAUCAACGAUGGAGAAGUUCAGGGCUUCGCUCUUAUCACCACCGAGGACAUAAUGCCGUAUUUGCUGAGCCCUAAUUUCAAGCUCACCUCAGCUCCCGUGCUCCUCGACUUCCUGAUUCGUCACGGCAUCGUCAACAGUAACACUGUCGUCGAUCUACCGCAAAUUACCGAGAUGCUCCAUACGCCAAUAAGUUUUUACUACCGUUCUUGGCCGACCUUUCCCUCUUCGUCUUUCGUGGGGCCUCGAGAAGGGUUUCCCACUCCUGUAGAUGCUAAAUAUUCCUCAGAACAAGCACCUUCGUCGUCGUCAGCAACUUAUUCUUUCUCAUCCACAAGUGUUGUCCCCAACACCUCCCCACAUUUGGAGGGAGGCAGCGGGCCGUCUUCCGUUCUCAAAAACAAUUGCUCGUUCUCCAUCGCUGACGAUGACUGUGCCUCCAUGAAGAGCGAGGAUCGCGACAGCGACGCUGAUCUCUAUCAAAUUUGUCUGGAUCAAGGCACAUAGACUUCCUGUGCCUAGAAAAGAGCCUAGAGAUUUGAUCUUUAUAUCUUUAAACCCCUCAGUAACUGUGCUAUCUUGAUGUAAUAGCGACGUAUAUCCCAAUCGGAGAUGACUUUAUUGACAUUCUAGUUUCCUUUGAGUCGUUUUAUCAUAGCUGAUUCAACACCGAUAUUAGUAGACAAAAUAUUCUCAUUUAGCUUUUGAAACAUUUUGCAUUACUUGUGACGCUCUUAAGAAUCCAGUAAACUUCUCUGUAACGCCAAUCACUUUCAGCGUUAUCUUAAGCCGCGGUGCUUGUUACAUCCUCGAAUUUCUCUCUUCCUAAUGAAGUCUUCUUUGAUCCUUAGUUAUAAUUAAAAUAUAUUUUAGUACUGCAGAAAAUUCAUGUUUGAAACCAAAGAGUGUUAUGUUUUAAGAGAAAGAUAUGAUUGUUUUAUAAUCAACGGCCGACUAGCCGUCGCAUCUAAGUUCCUCGUCAUUCCUUGAUUCUUGAGGCCGGCGCUCGAGCGUCGGAUCAAGUACGUCUAUAUAUGCCAAGGUUACUCUGAUGCAAAGUAACUUAGUAGAAAAAGAUCUCUAGAUGUCUAGUGGAAAAGGAUCUCUAGAUUUUAAGAGGAUUCCUAUUCAUCCUUCAUGUGUAAGUCCGUUGUUAAAUGUUCUAGAAAAACAUUUGGUGAAUAACCACGCUGUUGUUUGGUGUACGAGCAUCGUAAUAAAUUAAAUAUCUGCGAAAUAGCCGUUAGGAAUGGGAAUUGUGAUGCAUUAGAGAGUAAACUUAUUAAUUAAUUUAAAUUAAAUAAAGGUGUGAAUGCAGAAGCACAUUAAGAACUUUACUACCUGUAUUGCUCUCUCGUUGAUAAACAAUAAAGUAUCUAUAUCAGUAUUGCGUAGAUUCGUUUUAUUCAUGUCAGUGUCGAUUUACUUCUAUUCUCAGAAGCUGCAUGCUAACUAGUGAACUACCGAGUAUUCUUCAGUAGGACCCUUUGCAAUAUUAGUGUACUGAAUGAUGGAUAAUGUGAUGAACAUAUAGAAGGCUGUUUAAAUCUUAUAUCAAUAGUGAUAGACAGCGUGCUUCUAUUUGCUGUUGCUUUAGCGCGGACGCUGAAUUUAUCAUCUCUGCGGCAAAUUCAUUUAUUCUGGAAUUUAAUAGAAUAUUUUACAUCUAAUUGUUCUUUUGAAGUUUCCCAGUGAGUGAUAUUGUUAAAAUGAAUCCCAUAUGGCGUAAAAAUUCCAGGACUCGCUCAAUUAACUACCAUCUGCGUGACCGUUGCUUAUGCUUUCCGCGUAGUCCUGACGGUACAUUCUCUUUUGGCAUUUUUCCACCAAGUUUGCAACUGUGAGAAGACUUUCCACCGGUGGCCGUCAGCAACUUAAUCAACUUCUACGACCUUCAGUAACCUUCUCGAGAGGAUUAAAGUUGCCAAUAUUAUGUUAAAUCUAUUUCUUGGUCUUCAGACAUCCAUUUUGUCGUUUAGAAGUUAUGUCCUGUUAAGAAAGAAGCGCUUAAUUUUCCAAUAAACUUAUUCGUUCAAAC
This is a messenger RNA of Hyalella azteca, 3040 nucleotides long. RefSeq names its product nudix hydrolase 20, chloroplastic. The record is from RefSeq and is a predicted model, not a curated record. Gene Ontology annotation, molecular function: 8-oxo-dGDP phosphatase activity. Lineage: Eukaryota; Metazoa; Arthropoda; Malacostraca; Amphipoda; Hyalellidae.